AUGGACAACCCACGUCCCUCGACGCCCGCUCGUAGUCAGAGCAGCGGGGCAUCCCCGCUGCUCGCAACCCACUCGAUCACACAAACCGCUUCCGACCCUGUCAAUGCUGUCUCACCGUCCCAGUCUAGGGAUGUCGCUUGCGAGGCUUUGUUCGGGGGUCACACUGCAGACGCGGACCGACUAGACAGUAAAGGGCCCAACGAUGACACAGGCAGCGCCCCGCCUACCGCUUCGAGCCCGUCUCGAGAGGCAUUUGCACAGCUGCAUCCAUCAGGCUCCAACCGACAGUCCGAGACUGCCGCCUACACCGCCGCCGCUGCCGCUCGAGACCGCAGCCUAGACAAACAUGGCCGAUUCGAAGCCGAUUCCGACCCCAAUGCACGCACUUCCAUCGGCUCCUCGACAUCUCCCGCAACGCUCCUCAAGACCCUGCCGGAAGCAGCAUCCAAGACGCUCGAGACCACAAUCACAGCGCCGGCGCGCACUUUCGAUGCCAUCAAGUCCAAGCUGCAGACACCUAGCACAACGCAAAAGAGCAAGAGCGAGAUCCCCAACGCCAUCAGCGAGGUCGAACGCGACAUGAGCGGCAAUCGCGACGCACCCGGCGCCUUUGCAGAAAGCGCAGACCCCUCGACUCCAUCUCCUCCUCAUGCAGCAACCCAAAAGAAGCCCACCAAGUCCGGCUCGUUCACCUCCUUCCUCCGUGGCCGCAACAACGCUUCCAACUCUACCUCGGCGCGCAAGUCACUGCGUAAGAAGGGUGCAUUGCAGGAAGCAUCGAAGACAGGCGACAACCCGGUUCCCCACGAGGAGGAGGAAGAGGACGAGGAGGUCGUCCGUCAGAGGAUCAAGGAUCAGCAGAAGCGUCUCGAGGAUUUGGAAGAGGCACAGACACUCGGACUGCUUCGUACGCAGCAGGAGGCAGGCAUCGAGCCUCCUGCGUCUCUCGCAUCUCCCACCAAGCCCUCGAAGCUGAUUGGACUGCCUCGCUUCGGCCACAUCAACGGCUCGCCAAACGCUGCGGACGACGAGUCGGACCAUGCCGAGGGCUCGUCGUCGCGCAGGAGCAGCUUUCAUCUUCGCAGGGGCCGCAAGAUGGAGCGCGAUCAGUCCAGUGCGGCCGCAAAGGUCGAGAACGACCGACAUACAUCGGACUCAGCAGGUCUUCGUCGAGCCAACUCCGAAAAGCUCAAGUCCGGCCGUUCUUCCAGUCGCGGUCGCAGUGCACCACCACGCUCCGCUUCGGCCUCGCGCACGGGGCGCAGCCGCAGCAGACGACGCAACGAUGACCACGGUGAUACUCCUCGCCGAGCCGGCUCUGGCAAGUUUGCGCCACCACGUCGCUCGUCCACCACGUGGGCCUCGAAGCUGCGCACCAAGAUCCCCAUCAAAGAGUUCCCGCUCCAGGGUAGUGGGCGCGAGUCGGAAUUCAAUCAAGAGUGCCCCAUCUGGGCGCGACAGCCGUACAAGUAUCUCUACUUCACCUACUUUGGCCUCAGUGUCGGCUUCUACUACCUUCCACGAUGGGCGCUCUCGUCCAUGGUCCCUUCGCACCGCGGACGCCGCGACUGGAGCUGGAAAAAGGCCACCAUGGUCAAGCUCUACCGCCACGGCACGCAGCUCACCUUUCGAACACGCACCAGUCUCGGACGCGAUCUGCAGAAGGAGGUUCCGCACAGCAAGACGGUCCGCUGCAAGUUCACCUGGGUCGAGCCGGUGGCAGACGACGACGUGAGGGGCGAGCUCAGGCGCGCCAUGCUCGCGCAGAAAGUGGACCCGCAACGCACGUGCGGCUUCUGGUACGGAGAUGUGCCGGAGCACGCAAGACAUUGCAAACGCCGCCGCAACGGCUCGGCCAAUCAGUCGAGCGAGGAAACGCCCAACAGCGGCACAGCGGCACAGGAGCAAGGCGACCCCAUGCAGGAAUCCACGGCGAGCCUUGGAGGUGCUUCGCAGCGCACGGCGCAGAGUGACCUGUGCUGCGGCGUGGGUCGGCCCGCCGAGCCCGGCGAGAAGGUGCUCUACCACUUCCACGGAGGAGCGUACUGGAUCGGUACCGCGCACGAGAAAGACGUCACGGCGGCGGUCAACACCGAGAGCCUGAGGUACAUGGCAGAGAUCUACAAGAAGCGCGAGGCGGAGCAGAAGAAAAAGUCGAACAGCAGCGGCGCCUCGACCUCGCCUGGAUCCGAGUCGCAAUCGGGUGCAUCCGCUUCGGCGUUCGACGGCAAGCUGCUGCGGUCGUUCAGUCUGGACUACCGACUGUGCGUGCCCGGUCGUCCUCGCUCGGGCUCGUAUCCUGCAGCGCUUCUGGACGCGCUCAGCGGCUACCUGUACCUCGUGCGUGAUCUCGGCUUCGAUCCCGAAAACGUCAUCAUUGCUGGCGACAGUGCGGGCGGCAACCUGGCGCUGGCGCUGUGCCGGUACCUGCGCGACGAGCGCGGCGAGGUGGCGUCGAUGCCUGGUGCGCUGCUGCUCAUGUCGCCAUGGGUCGACAUCUCGCGCUCGCACUCGGGCCCGACGCGCGCGCCCAACCUCGACUCGACAGUGUACACCAACCAGAAGUCGGACAUCAUCAGCAGCAUGCUCGCCUUCCGCAACACGGCGGUCUCGGCGUUCCUGGGCGAUCUGCCCGCGCGCGAGACGUAUCGCAAUCCGUACAUGUCGCCCGUUUCGCUGCAGCUGCCGCUCGAGCGCGGUGGGAGUGCACCGCACUACGGAUUCCACGGCUUCCCCAAGCGCAUCUACAUCACGAGCGGAUCGGCCGAAAUCUCGUACGAUCAGCAUCUGACGCUGGCGCACCGGCUGGCAGCGGGCACCAAGAAGGGCCGACCGGUGUAUGCGGGCGACCGGCUGUCGGCGGGAUGCAAUGCGGUCGAGAUGGCCGAACGCAGGGAUCGUCCGAGGCCCAAGGAGAUGCUGGAUGUCGAGCAGGAUGCCAUCACCAACACGCCGCUAGACGAGCUGCACGGCUUGCACCUUCAGCCACUGACCAGCGACGACGCAGCGCAAAAGCCGCAGUCACCAGCAGCGGGGGACAAGAAGCGGUUCGCAGCAUCGCCGCCGCCCGAGCCAGAGGGCAAGGAGGAGCGCGUGGUGAUCUUUGACGAGGUCAAGGACGCGGUGCACGACUACCUGCUCUUCAAGUGGUUUGAGCCCGAACGCUCCAACACGUGGCGCCGCGUGGCAAAGUGGAUCGACGAGGCGUGA
Moesziomyces antarcticus is the source of this 3210-nucleotide messenger RNA. RefSeq names its product alpha/beta-hydrolase. The record is from RefSeq and is a predicted model, not a curated record. NCBI's taxonomy places the organism in Eukaryota, Fungi, Basidiomycota, Ustilaginomycetes, Ustilaginales, Ustilaginaceae. Bases 1 to 3210 code for a protein of 1069 amino acids. The transcript has a single exon. Gene Ontology annotation, molecular function: hydrolase activity.